Messenger RNA from Drosophila rhopaloa, 650 nucleotides. RefSeq names its product sex-regulated protein janus-B. Gene Ontology annotation, molecular function: protein histidine phosphatase activity. Gene Ontology annotation, biological process: peptidyl-histidine dephosphorylation. Gene Ontology annotation, cellular component: cytosol. The record is from RefSeq and is a predicted model, not a curated record. Lineage: Eukaryota; Metazoa; Arthropoda; Insecta; Diptera; Drosophilidae. The coding region runs from base 89 to 529 and encodes 146 amino acids. The transcript has 3 exons.
UUCUCAGUAUCGUCAACAACAAGUUUACAAAUAGAUCUUAUUUCAACAUCUAUUAUUUGUAAAAAGGAAAAAUAGUUGUUCUUUUUUGAUGGAGUUUGCUGGAAAAUUUCUGAAGCCCGUCUGGCGGCCAAUGAUGCAAGUAUCUCGACUCUAUUGCGAGAAGCCGAUGAGGAGUCUAGUUGCUUUUCCCGUUGCCAAAGUGGAAAGUGGAAAGUCCAAGUACAUGAUGGCCCACGUGUAUAUUCAUGGGGAAAUGGGCAGUGCCAAGCAGGUGAUUCGCAGUCAUUCUAAGGCUAAGUACCAUCUUGAUGUGUACGAUGAGUUGAAAAAGGAGGCAGAGGCGAUGGGCUUGUGCACCCAGGGUCUGGGUGGUGGCUACUUGGUCCACGACAGGGAAAAGAAGUACAUCAAGCUCUAUGGAAGGUCCCAGGCUCUGGGAAAGGCCGACCACGAGGCUGCCCGUGAACUACUGCAACCCCUCUACAACGAUCACAAGAUUGAUGCUGAAUCUGGUGGUAUGGAACCCUAGAGAAAUUUUAAUCCGCAUUUCGGUUUCGACGGUCACUGACCACAUUUUCCUUCUUUUUUUACAAAUUUUGGUUUUGGGGCAAGUGAACAGUAUUCAUUAAUUAAAAUUUAAUUUCACAAGA